GAAGACACCACCACAACCACUGCCGCCACCGCUGCUGCUGCUGCUCCUACAGAGACACACUGCUCACUGUCUGACUGACUGACUGACUGACUGACGGGACCCGGAGCGCUGCCUGGCGACUGUGAGACGUAAAUGGCCACAACAUUUUCCAAAAAGAAGACGAUGCCCGUGAGACAACCUGUAUACCCAAUGCGCCCUGGACAUUAGGCUGACGCGCAUUUGCCGUAGAUUAGACGUUUUUCGCACAACGGAAGUUUCUGUGACCGAUUUUUGGGGGAUCUUGAUUUAUAGGCUGCAGACAUGGACGAGGACAACCAAGUACCUGAGGACCUGUCUUUGGAGGAAAGAGAUGAGCUGUCCAACAUACGACGCAGGAAAAAAGAGCUUCUGGAUGAUAUUGAACGGCUGAAGUUUGAGAUCGCAGAGGUAAUGACUGAGAUCGAGCAGCUAACCUGUGUGGGGGAGAGCAAAACCACGCAAAGAAACAAACAGAUCGCCAUGGGGAGGAAAAAGUUCAACAUGGACCCUAAAAAGGGGAUCCAGUUUCUUUUGGAGAAUGAUCUUCUCCAGAACACCCCAGAGGACAUUUCACAGUUCCUCUACAAAGGCGAGGGGCUCAACAAAACGGUCAUCGGGGACUACUUAGGAGAACGGGAUGACUUUAACAUCAAGGUCCUCCAAGCGUUUGUGGAGCUUCAUGAGUUUGCAGACCUCAACCUUGUACAAGCCUUAAGGCAAUUUCUGUGGAGCUUUAGACUUCCCGGCGAAGCCCAGAAGAUUGAUCGUAUGAUGGAGGCGUUUGCCUCCAGGUACUGCCAAUGCAAUCCCGGCGUCUUCCAGUCCACAGACACUUGCUAUGUCCUAUCAUUUGCCAUCAUUAUGCUGAACACCAGCCUGCACAAUCCCAACGUCAGAGACAAGCCCCCCGUGGAGCGUUUCAUCUCCAUGAACAGAGGGAUCAAUGAGGGGGGAGACCUCCCAGAGGAGCUACUCAGGAAUCUAUACGACAGCAUCAAGAGCGAACCCUUUAAGAUCCCAGAGGAUGAUGGGAAUGACCUGACGCACACGUUCUUCAACCCAGACAGAGAGGGCUGGCUGCUCAAAUUAGGGGGCCGAGUGAAAACCUGGAAGAGAAGGUGGUUCAUUCUGACGGACAACUGCCUCUACUACUUCGAGUACACAACAGACAAGGAGCCUCGUGGGAUCAUCCCACUGGAGAAUCUCAGCAUCAGGGAGGUGGAGGAGCCCAGGAAACCUAACUGUUUUGAGCUCUACAACCCCAAUCAUAAGGGCCAGGUGAUCAAAGCCUGCAAGACGGAGGCAGAUGGGCGUGUUGUCGAGGGGAACCAUGUGGUGUACAGGAUAUCAGCUCCCACGCCAGAGGAGAAGGAAGAGUGGAUUAAAUCCAUCAAGGCCAGCAUUAGCAGAGACCCCUUCUACGACAUGCUGGCCACCAGGAAGAGACGCAUCGCUAACAAGAAGUGAAGAGGGACAAUCUUCUCAACCCCACCCCCCCAUCCUUUUCUCCUUCAGUUCAUGAACACAUAAACUACAUACUACAAAGCUGGUUCAACACAGACGUGACUGUCACCCUCAGAAAAGACUUCAACCCCGAAGACAAACCUCAGUCUCUCUCCUGGACUAUCCACAAAGUCUGUGCACUUGUUGGGGAGACAUCACACACUACUGAGGGGACAGGAGAGCUCCAGGAAACUCAGAUAUGUGGACUUGAUUCUGGCAUGGAGCAGCACAUGAACAACCAACCAAUCAGUUUGUUUCUCCUCCAUCUCAUGCACACCCCCUACCUCCCCCUCUCAUAGUCAUAACAUGUUUCUAGGUCUCCCUAAAGCACAACUGCCAUGUUUCAGGUGCACAUGCAUGUGCAUGUGGGUUAUUAUAGACCA
Seriola dumerili (greater amberjack) is the source of this 1904-nucleotide messenger RNA. Its product is annotated as cytohesin-3. Bases 301 to 1485 code for a protein of 394 amino acids. NCBI's taxonomy places the organism in Eukaryota, Metazoa, Chordata, Actinopteri, Carangiformes, Carangidae. Gene Ontology annotation, molecular function: guanyl-nucleotide exchange factor activity. The record is from RefSeq and is a predicted model, not a curated record. The transcript is spliced from 13 exons. Gene Ontology annotation, biological process: regulation of ARF protein signal transduction.